This is a messenger RNA of Megalops cyprinoides (Indo-Pacific tarpon), 2232 nucleotides long. RefSeq names its product WD repeat, SAM and U-box domain-containing protein 1-like. The transcript is spliced from 13 exons. Gene Ontology annotation, biological process: protein ubiquitination. Bases 213 to 1685 code for a protein of 490 amino acids. Gene Ontology annotation, molecular function: ubiquitin-protein transferase activity; protein binding. The record is from RefSeq and is a predicted model, not a curated record. Lineage: Eukaryota; Metazoa; Chordata; Actinopteri; Elopiformes; Megalopidae.
ACAAGCACGAGGUUUUUACAACGUGAUGCGUAACGUUAGUUAAAUAUGGAAAAACCCAUAAACGGAGGUGUGAUUAGAUAAAAUCUAGCCCAGGGAGGUAUUUGUACCUGGACACCAGGCUAUCACCCCCUUAUUAAAAGACUGCUUCGAGGCUUGCAGCUGAACCAGGAAGUGAAUACAAGAGGGGCCGACCAGCACCUGAUGUCAGAGUGAUGUCUCUCGUCUGCACCCUCCAGGACCACACCGAUGAUGUGAACUGGUGCGCGUUCUCCCGGAACCUGCUGGCGACCUGCUCCACGGAUAAAACCGUUCGGAUCUACUCGAUCCCCGACUUCUCGGAGCUCGCAUUCUCCCCUCUCACCGGCCACGGCUAUGUGGUCCAUUGCUGCUGUUUCAGCGCCUGCGGGCAGUACCUCGCGUCCUGCUCCACGGACGGCACUACGAUCAUCUGGAGCAUGGACACCGGUGAGAUGAUGAGCGCCUUAGCGCAUCCCGGCCGCAGUCCGGUCAGAGUUUGCGCUUUCUCGCCUGACUCCGCCUGUUUGGUCUCCGCCGCUUCCGCUGGGACGUUUGCCCUGUGGGACUUCCGCUCUAGAACACUGCGCAGAACAGGGGCAGUGGCUGAGGCCUCGGUUGUAGCCUGCUCCUUCAGCCCCUGUGGUCAGGUGUUCGUCACGGGUUCCACCUGCGGGGACAUACGAGUCUGGGACCUGGAGGCGAAUCAGCUUCAGGCUGUGAAGAAUGCUCAUGACCUCGGGGUGACCUGCUGCCACUUUGCCUCCCAGAUUCAGAGGGAGGGAGAGUGGAUGAAGUUUCAGUUGGCCUCCUGUGGACAGGAUAGCCUACUGAAGAUAUGGAGUGUCUCUUGGCUAGCUACAGCAGGCUGCAAGGUGCGGCUGCUGCACUCUCUCAGAGGACAGUCCGCCCCGGUGCUCUCCUGCGCCUUCUCCGCUGACGGACAGCAGGUCGUCUCAGGCUCAGUGGAUAAAACUGUCACAAUUUACAGUGCUAACCAGGGAGUCCUGCUCUAUACUCUGAACCAGCAUGAAAGAUACGUCACGGCGUGUGCCUUUGCGCCGACGGCGUCCCUUAUUGCCACAGGCUCCAUGGACAAGACAGUGAACAUCUGGAGAGUGGAGGGUGGAAGUGGAGUAGAAGGUAAUGAAGGAGAAGCCUCGCCUGAUGAAACCACAGCUGCCUCCGUGUGCCAAGGGGGGAAGCGGCAGCCGGGUCACCUGAGGCUGCUGGUUGGUGACUGGUCGGAGGACGACAUCUCGGCCUGGCUGUGUGAGGAGGGGCUGGAGCCGCUGGUCGGGACGUUCAAGGACAACAACAUCGACGGCUCGGAGCUCAUCCACCUCAGCAAGGACACCCUGGCCACAGAGCUCGGCAUUGAAUCGGUUGGUCUUCGGAAUAAACUCAUCAGGAAGAUCGAGGAGCUGAAGACGACACUGGUUUCUUCAGAUGUCCCAGAUGAGUUCCUGUGUCCAAUCAAUAGAGAGAUUAUGAAAGAUCCAGUCAUUGCAGCAGAUGGCUUUUCCUACGAGAGAGAGGCAAUCGAAAGCUGGAUUAACUCCAAGAAUCGCUCCAGCCCCAUGACAAAUCUACCUUUACAAACAACUAUAGUCACUCCAAACAGAACCCUAAAGAUGGCUAUUGGUCGCUGGAAAAGCAGUCAGCGGUGAGCUAUGCACAUAUUACACAAUAUAGCACUGUUCACCACAAACAUACCAUAAAACUAAAAUUAUUAAUAACAGAAGACUUUUCCCCUUGUUUCUGUCUUUCCUUGAAGAGCACUGUAUCUAAGCGAAAGUCCAUGCAAUGACAUCCACCAGAUGGGACUGUUUUCCAUUGGGAUUUUAUUUUCCCAUUGUUGGUAUGGCAGUAAUGUUCUAUUACAGUAUGUGAUAACAGGUAAUACAGCUCACAAUACUGAAAACAUGUCAACAAUUGCAAAUAACAUACAUAUUAAAAUAUAAUCAAUGCCCCACCCCCCAAAAACCUCUUUAUUUAUACAGUUUUUAUAUUCUUUGUUAUAAACCGUAACUGUAGCAUGCACUUAAAACAAAAUUAUCUCAAGGCUUAUUGAAAUCUGAAAACGCCUUAACAGCUGUGCAAAAAUAACUAUAUAAAAUAUAUUGCUUUUACAACUGACCAAGCCAUAGGAGCUGUAAAUAAAUUAACCUAGACAGCAACAAUAAUCAGAUACAGAAAGGAUUUAGUUAAACAUUA